AGCCUUGAUGUUGUCCAGCAGCCUCGACGAGCCCGUAUGUGCGGCUUCGGUGACAAGGAUCGACGGCCAAUAACACCACCACCCUGCGUGCGGCUCGUCAUCACCGAUCUCGCUACAGGAAAGGAGAUAGACUGCAAUGAUAUUGACCAUUCCAUGUUUGUACUCAACGUUGACCUGUGGAACGAAGACGGCACACGCGAAGUCAACCUCGUCCGCUCGUCCACAAGCAGCCAAUCAGUCUCCUCCGCAGCUCCAUAUCCGUAUGCAUCCAUCACCCUUGGAGAGAGCUCGCACUCGACGUACGGGCAAAAUGUCCCUCCCCCGAGUCGUGAAGCUGCUUAUGGUUUAUCACAAACUGCAAACUACACCCCAGAAUACCAGACUCAGCCUCCUCAACCUCCCCAAUCUACUUAUACUCAAGCUUUCGGAGGGUAUAUGCAGGACCCAAACUCGCUGACGAAAAUGGCCGUGGUCGGUGGCCAGCCUCAGGGCAUGUUUACACGGAAUCUCAUAGGGAGCUUGGCUGCAAGCGCAUUUCGCCUAACCGAUACGACGGACCAUCUCGGCAUUUGGUUUGUCCUGCAAGAUCUCAGUGUCCGAACAGAAGGACCAUUUCGCUUACGAUUCUCUUUUGUCAACGUUGGCGCUCAUGGGGGGGCUGGCAAGGUCAAUACAGGAAGGGCUCCGAUAUUGGCAUCAUGUUUUAGCGAGGUUUUUAAUGUUUAUUCUGCAAAGAAGUUCCCCGGAGUUUGCGAAAGCACGCCUUUGAGCAAGACGUUUGCAGCGCAAGGCAUCAAGAUUCCCAUCCGCAAGGAUGCGAACCUCAAGGGUGGAGAUGGAGAGGAUGAUUACGUUGACUAAAGACUUGCAUUCCCUAGUAUGGCCAACGAAUUUGUUGAUUAAUUUUGCUAUCGACUUGGACGACAAUGUUGACAUAAAUGUGCAACGCUCGGAGAGAAAAGGGGUCAUAGCCAAAACAGAAACAGUCAUCUGGGAAUCGUGAGCAGAGCCCCAGCCCCGGAUGCCAUGACGAAGGAUAUAAGAAAACACGCAUGUUGAGACAAG
Messenger RNA from Trichoderma virens Gv29-8, 1065 nucleotides. RefSeq lists its product as uncharacterized. The coding region runs from base 37 to 861 and encodes 274 amino acids. The transcript has 5 exons. Lineage: Eukaryota; Fungi; Ascomycota; Sordariomycetes; Hypocreales; Hypocreaceae. The record is from RefSeq and is a predicted model, not a curated record.